Molecule: messenger RNA, 1206 nt
Organism: Mesorhabditis spiculigera
Lineage: Eukaryota; Metazoa; Nematoda; Chromadorea; Rhabditida; Rhabditidae
Source: the annotation of a GenBank genome assembly
AUGACGUCCAACGAUGAUCUCAAGACCAAGGUCCUUGAGCAGCUGGAGUUUUACUUUGGCGAUAUCAACCUUCCUCGCGACAAGUUCUUCCAGACAAAGAUGAAGGAGGAUGAUGGCUGGAUCGACAUGGACACAUUGCUAAACUGUGUGCGCCUUGCCAAACUCACCCUCGACAAAACCGUUAUCGCAGAAGCCGUCAAGGAGUCAUCAUCGCCCAUCGUAGCCAUCAAUGAGGACGGGACAAAAAUUCGCCGCAACCCUGAAAACCCACUUCCCGAGAAUUCACUGGAGUACUGGCAAAAGAUCAAACAUCGCACUGUCUAUAUGAAAGGAUUCAAACAAGACUCUACUUUGGAUGAAAUCCGUGAAUGGGCCAAGCAGUAUGGAAAUUUGGACAAUGUAUUGAUGCGCAAAGCGAAGCCCGGCAAUUUCUUCAAGGGCUCUUGCUUCGUCACCUACAAGACCCGCGAGGAUGCAGAGAAGGCUCAGAAGGGCGUUGAGAAGUUCGGCGAGGUUGAUCUUACAAAGAUGAUGCAGGACGAUUACUGGUCACAGAAAAAUCGUGAGGCAAAAGAAAAGCGCGCUGCCGAGAAAGCCUUGAAGUCCUCUAAGAAUACAAAGGAGAAGAAGGAGACGAAAGUUGCUGGCAGCGAGGUCAACUUCACCAAGGGGCUGAUCCUUGAGGCAUCUGGUUUCCCAUUGGAAGUUACAGUCAAUCAGCUAAAAGAAUUUUUCGCCGCAUUUGGAGCCGUAGGAUAUGUUGUGACCGCUGAAAAAGAAGGCGACCCAGCGAAAAUUCGAUUUUCUGGCGCCGAAGGUGGAGCUAAAGCUGCAUGGGAUAAGGCGCAAUCUUCUGCUCCAGAAGGCAAAGUGAUGUUUGGGGAAAAGGAAAUUACCGCAAAGGUACUCGAUGGCGACGACGAGGCGGCCUUCUGGGAGGAAUUCAACCAGACGAAGAAGAAUAAGUUCGAUCGAAGCAAGUCGUCGCGUCGUGGUGGCGGUCGCGGACGCGGACGUGGUGGCCACCGGGGUCAUCGUGACGAUCGGAAGCGUGAACACCCCGGAGAUGGCGCCCGAGGCGACGAACCCAAGGCCAAGCGCAUCGUGUUCGACGACGACGAGAAUGCUGCCCCCAAAGCCGAGCCAGCAGAGCAGAAGCCUGAGCCCGCUGAGCAGAAGACCGAGCCUGCUGUUUCAAACGAAGCC